CCCCGCCCUCCCCGCUCACUUUCAGCUCCAGGAUUUCGCACCAAACGCUGCUCUGAUUCAGUCAGUGAACGAUAGCGGCUGAUAUCUCCUGCGAAGCCAAAGACCGAGCACAGUACACGGGCUAACCUUCGUACUCCAAGCGGGUUCUCUGUAAUUCGGUGAAGUAAAAUGGCAGACCAGCUGACCGAAGAACAAAUUGCUGAGUUCAAGGAGGCCUUUUCCCUCUUUGAUAAAGAUGGAGACGGCACCAUCACGACCAAAGAGCUGGGGACUGUGAUGCGCUCACUGGGACAGAACCCCACAGAGGCUGAGCUGCAGGACAUGAUAAAUGAAGUGGAUGCUGAUGGUAAUGGAACAAUAGAUUUCCCUGAGUUUCUGACCAUGAUGGCCAGGAAGAUGAAGGAUACAGACAGUGAAGAGGAAAUCCGAGAAGCAUUCCGAGUCUUUGACAAGGAUGGAAAUGGUUACAUCAGUGCAGCUGAGCUGCGUCACGUCAUGACUAACCUGGGUGAGAAGUUGACAGACGAGGAAGUGGACGAGAUGAUUCGAGAAGCUGAUAUCGAUGGUGACGGCCAAGUGAAUUACGAAGAAUUCGUGCAAAUGAUGACUGCAAAGUGAAAGGGGUGAUGUUCCUGUGUGUGCACGGGCUGCAGUCUUUACUGAGGCACUGAAAUUUACUGAAAAGUCCAUGGACUGAAGAGCUGGAUAUUGGUGGAGUUAUCCCGAUGGGGCGACUGGAAAAGAUUAAAUCGUCAAUGCUAUUCUCAGUGUUAAGCUUUUUAAGUGUAUUGUUCUUCACUGUUAACGUCUGGUGAACUUUGCAUCGCCUGUUAUCUAGCAUGACCUGUGACUUUGUUUUAACAUGGUUUUGAGAUGUGCCAUAUAAUCUUCAGCUUCCAAUCUUCACACAAGACAACUUCUUAGAAAUCUAGAAUGUCUAUACAGUGGAUGAAUAUAUAUACACACAGUGUACGGUCUGCACUUUGGUGUAAAAAUAUAUGUUCAGUUACAGACUGGGAUGUUGCUGCUCCUUUUAUGAGUCAUUUGUCUCUUGCUCUUGUGGUUUCGUCAGAGCCUCUUGUUAAGUGCUCCAUAUCUCAUCUGCGCUUUGCUUGCAGUAUAACAGAAAAUAAAUGUUACCGAGAUCAGAUUCAGAGGGACAGUGAUUAUUCUGAAGACGUGUUUGUUUGGGUUACUGAAAAAAAUAUUGGUGAUCUCACUGUUGUGAACAAUGGCGGUGCAGAGUUUUACUGUUAAGAACGGUCCUUUUAAUGACUUUUGGUCAGUUGUAGAAAAUGAAGGGCGUAGUUGGCUCAAGGACUGCUCAUGAUGUGAAAAGUGUAUGAAUAAUAUGUGCAGUAUAUAUAUAUAAAUGUUUUCCAAUAAAAAUAAAUAUACAUUUA
This is a messenger RNA of Astyanax mexicanus (Mexican tetra), 1403 nucleotides long. It is a transcript of the gene calm3a, whose product is annotated as calmodulin 3a (phosphorylase kinase, delta). NCBI's taxonomy places the organism in Eukaryota, Metazoa, Chordata, Actinopteri, Characiformes, Acestrorhamphidae. Gene Ontology annotation, molecular function: calcium ion binding. The coding region runs from base 169 to 618 and encodes 149 amino acids. The transcript is spliced from 7 exons. The record is from RefSeq and is a predicted model, not a curated record.